Molecule: messenger RNA, 11928 nt
Organism: Phlebotomus papatasi
Lineage: Eukaryota; Metazoa; Arthropoda; Insecta; Diptera; Psychodidae
Gene: CadN
Product: neural-cadherin
Exons: 22
Coding region: 1008-10202 (3064 amino acids)
Biological process (GO): adherens junction organization; multicellular organism development; calcium-dependent cell-cell adhesion
Cellular component (GO): plasma membrane; adherens junction; catenin complex
Molecular function (GO): calcium ion binding; cadherin binding
Source: RefSeq, a predicted model, not a curated record
AGUCGAUGCCGAAUCGCUGUGGGAGAUAGUUCUGUGCGAUUUGUCGCCGGUUCGCCAGAAAAUUGUGGUUUUGGCUAUCAGUGUUUUGAAUAAGCUGAAAAGUGUCUAAUAUUUGAGCUAUUACCAAAAUUAAGAGAUAAAUUUAGUGGCAGUGAGAGGUUAAAAGUUUAUCUCUGUGAAAUAUUUGGUGAAAAAAAAGUGUUUUAGCACAAAUUUGAGCACAUUUUUGGAGUUUUAAGUGGGAAAUUCUGCAUUUUUUCGUGUGCUGGAAAAAUUGCCGGCAAGAGGCUGAGGAAAAGUGUAAAGUGCAUUUUGGGGUGUUUAGUGUGUGUGUCGCCAAAAAUAGAUUAUUAGAGCCAUUUAGAAUCCAAUAAAACACCGUAGAAGCAUUUCCCGUGCACAUCGUAUGCAUCUGGAGUUUUUUUUGGCUUUAUUUCUGGAUAAACAUUCUCUGCCUUUCUGGGAUGCUUUUUCCAUGUGUUUCAUCUGUCCUCCAGAACAUGGAAAAUGCUGCAAUUGAGCGUCAAUUGCAGCACAAAGUAUGGUGAUGUGACUGAGACGACAAUGGUGUCAUAGUGUGGCGCUAUUUUUUUUUUGCUCUGUCCCAGCACCAGAAGAGAUCUCAUAUCUCAGUGGCUUCAUUAACCGGAUGCCUGUUUGGACUAAUGACUUCAAAUGUGUACUUAGGCUACCGACAAUUUGUGCAUAGUGAGUGAUUUUCAAUUGCUUUUAGGGAGAAGAGUGAGGGAAAGAAGAAAAUCGUGUAGGAAAAAAGAAGGUGAAAGGUAAUAUACAAGAAUCGCGGGAGAGAUUUGGGUGAGAGAUCCGAAGAAGAUAGGGUGUGUGUUACAAGUUGAAUUGUUGUAUUCUUGUGACAUAAACAGAACCACGUAAAAGGCAAAUUGCCGACAAAGACUGUCUAAUUGGACGUACACGAAUACUAUUUCAAGCCUAUUGACUUAUCGGGAAGAUCGAAAAAUUCGAGUUCCAACAUUAGCUCGGGCAUAAUGUUGGUUCUCAGCGGUGGUAGGAAGAUGAGAAAGAAGAAAGGACCGAUGUGGUCGGGCUUUAUGCUAAUGGUUGUCCUAGCCACAGCAUUGGCUUCUGAGGAUGCACCUCUGGCACCAAUGAUGGACUUUGCAGUGACCAAAAAUGCCCUGUCCCUUGUCCUUCCACACGACACAUAUCCCGGGUAUACAAUAAAACAACUAGAACCAUCGAAUGUGACGUCACUGCAUCAGCCUGAAUAUGGUCAGACUCUAAACUUCCGACUCCUCGACACUACCUACUCCAAGUACUUCACAGUGCUAGAGAAUGGGGUUGUGAUGACAACUGGAGACUUAUCGCCCCUUGUCAAUCAACCAGUUCAUCUUACAGUCCUCGAGGAGACUCCCAAUUCAACAGCAACCCAUCAUUUGGAACUCUUCGUGAUGGAUCGGAAGGAUAUGCUAAGGUUCCCAGGGGCAACCCUCGAUACAGUAGGAGAAGUCAUGGAGAACCAACCUCCAGGCACUCCUGUACGAGGAAUACCCCAUCUUCAAGCAAAUUCAGCAAGUGGUAGCAAGUCCAUCAGCUACCGCAUCAUCUCAGGCAAUGAAGACAAGGCCUUUGCCCUUAAGGACCUGACAACAGAAAAGGUUGCUGAUGUUAUAUCGAUCUCAGAAGGAGAGAAAACCGAUGGGGUGAUCCUUGUAACAACAAAAUCCCUCGACAGAGAAGAAAAGAAAGACUACACCCUGACCAUCGAAGCCGCAGAUGCAGAAGGCAUAAACAAAGCCAUAGCUAAGAUUGCAGUGACCGUUCUAGAUGUCAAUGACAACAGACCGGUCUUCUCUCGACCGGAAUACAAGUUCUCAAUGGCCGGGGUGAAGAGUACCGAUCUCCAUGGAAACUCAACAGUCUCCUGGCCACGGUUCAGUCGACUGGGGCAUGUUGAAGCCAAAGAUGAGGAUGGAGACAAAGUGGCCUACAAACUCCUAACCCCCAGCAACUACGUUAUCAUAGUUCCUCAAACCGGUGAACUUCUCCUCGCAAACGAACCUGACAUGCAGGAAAUCCUCGUGGAAGUCGAAGCCCAUGAUCUUCGUUCCCCGAGCCUUUCCAGUGCCAAACCCGCCAGGAUUCUCAUUGAAUUCGUCGCACCCGAACCCAUUCCCAUGAUUGUCCAGCAUCUCAAUCACGACGCCAUCAAUCAACAUUCCCAUCGUCGCGAUAAACGUCGGGUCACGCGUGCUGUGCGUCCAACCAAAAGAAUCGAAUUCACAGAAACCGAUGGAGAUGUUGAUGGCAAAAUUGUGUUUACGCUGGAAAAGGAAACCGACCGGGAGACAUUUAAGAUUCGGGAUGAGAACGUUUGGGUGGGCGUUGAGGCCAAUGGGGCAGUGCGAGUGAGGAAGAAGUGGGACUACGAGGAGCUGGGACCUGAGAAAACCAUCGAUUUCUGGGUGAUCAUCACGAAUUCCGGACACAACGCUGGUCUCAAAUACACUGACAAUCAGCGAGUUAUAAUUCACGUCAAAGAUGUAAAUGAUGAACCACCGUAUUUUAUAAAUCGUCCACUGCCGAUGCAGGCCGUUGUCCAGCUCAAUGCACCGCCAAACACUCCCGUGUUUACUCUGCAGGCCAGGGAUCCCGACACUGACCACAACAUUCACUAUUUCAUCGUGCGAGAUAGAACUGGAGGAAGAUUUGAGGUGGACGAGCGGUCGGGCGUGGUGAGAACUCGUGGAACAGACCUGUUCCAGCUAGACAUGGAGUACGUGCUGUACGUGAAGGCGGAAGAUCAGAAUGGAAAGGUGGAUGAGAGACGCUUCCAGAGUACUCCUGAAGAGAGAUUGUCAAUUGUGGGUGGCAAGAGAGCGCCUCAAUUCUACAUGCCGAGCUACGAAGCGGAAAUACCGGAGAAUCAGAAGAAGGAUUCAGACAUCAUCUCGGUGAAAGCAAAAUCCUUUGCGGACAGGGAAAUCCGAUAUACACUUAAGGCUCAGGGUCAGGGAGCUGGAACAUUCAACAUUGGACCAACAUCGGGCAUUGUAAAGCUGGCCAAGGAGUUAGAUUUUGAGGAUUUGCGCCAACCACACGUGUACUCACUCGUUGUGACAGCCACCGAAGAUUCUGGUGGAUUUUCCACGUCAGUUGAGCUCACAAUCCGGGUCACCGAUGUCAACGACAAUGCACCCAAGUUUGAACUUCCGGAUUAUCAAGCUCACAAUGUCGAUGAGGACAUUCCCCUUGGCACAAGUAUUCUCAAAGUUAAGGCAAUGGAUGCUGACUCUGGAGCAAAUGCUGAGAUUGAGUAUCUUGUGUCAGAUGACCAUUUUGCCGUCGAUUCCAAUGGAAUCAUCGUCAACAAUAAACAACUCGAUGCUGACAACAACAACGCCUACUACGAAUUUGUCGUGACAGCCAAGGACAAGGGAGAACCGUCGAAAACAGGAACGGCUACAGUCCGAGUCUACACAAAGAACAAGAACGACGAGGAACCCAAAUUCUCCCAGCAAGUCUACACGCCAAACGUAGACGAAAACGCCGGACCCAAUACCCUCGUAACCACCGUUGUAGCCUCAGACAAAGACGGCGACAACGUCAGGUUUGGUUUCGUUGGCGGUGGAACAACCAGUGGACAAUUCGUAAUUGAAGAGAUUACCGGAGUCAUCCGGUUGCACAGCAAAAUGAUCACCCUCGACCGAGACAAGUACGAACUCAACGUAACCGCUAUGGAUGAUGGAUCAUGCUGCGUGAACGGUGACGCAACUAUUCACACAUCAACCGCCGUUGUUGUUGUCUUCAUCACCGACGUCAACGACAACAAACCCGUCUUCAAGGACUGCGGCACGUACUACCCGAAAGUCGAAGAAGGAGCCCCAAAUGGUAGCCCUGUAAUCAAGGUCCAGGCUACCGACGAAGACAAAGGUGUCAAUGGUCAAGUUAAGUACUCAAUCGUCCAGCAACCCAAUCAGAAAGGCACCAAGUUCACCGUUGACGAGGAAACUGGUGAAGUGUCCACUAACAAGGUCUUUGAUCGAGAAGGGGAUGACGGGAAGUUUGUGUCGGUCACAGUCAAGGCAACUGAUCAAGGAGAACCAAGUCUCGAGGGUGUUUGUUCCUUCACUGUGGAAAUAACAGACGUCAACGACAACCCGCCGCUCUUCGACAGACAGAAAUAUGUGGAGAAUGUCAAACAAGAUGCGAGCAUUGGAACCAAUAUUUUGAGAGUAUCCGCAUCUGAUGAGGAUGCUGACAACAAUGGUGCCAUCAUCUACAGCCUCAGUGCUCCCUACAAUACGCAAGAUUUGGAGUAUUUUGAAAUACAACCAGAAUCAGGAUGGAUAGUCCUCAAGAAGCCACUCGACCGAGAUAGAUACCGACUGAGGGUUCGUGCCUCUGAUAAAGGGGAACCACCUUCGUACGCUGAUGUCGACGUUGAAUUAGAUGUGGUCGACAGAAAUAAUAAACCGCCAAUUUGGGAUAAGAGUAUUUACGGCCCCAUUCACAUUAAAGAAAAUGUCACUGUUGGUACGGUUGUUACAUCAGUUAAAGCAAGUUCGGGCAUUGAAGGAAAUCCGACGGUGUUCUAUCGACUUAUGCCAGGUUCAACGGCACAAACCAACAAAUUUCACACCUUCUACCUACAACAGAGACCAGACAAUGGGGAUACGUGGGCAGAUAUAAAAGUCAAUCAUCCAUUGGACUACGAGAGUAUAAAGGAAUACAAUCUCACUAUACGAGUUGAGAACAAUGGAGCGCAACAGCUUGCAUCCGAAGCCACUGUUUAUAUAAUGUUGGAAGAUGUUAACGAUGAAAUCCCAUUGUUCACGGAACGAGAACAGGAAACAGUACUCGAGGGUGAACCAAUCGGAACUAAAGUGACUCAAGUGAAUGCCAUUGACAAGGAUGGAACUUUUCCAAAUAAUCAGGUUUACUACUACAUUGUGGACUCACCCCGGAAUGAGGGGAAAGAGUUCUUCGAGAUAAAUCUCCAAAGUGGUGAAAUUUUCACAAAAGUUGUGUUUGAUCGAGAGAAGCAGGGAGCUUAUGCGCUGGAAGUGGAGGCAAGGGAUGGUGCACCCUCAGCUCGGCCCAACAGCAAUGGACAGCCAAAUUCAGUGACAAAGUUUAUUCGGAUUGGAAUUGCUGAUAAGAACGACAACCCACCAUACUUCGAUAAAGCCCUCUACGAGGCAGAAGUGGAUGAAAAUGAAGACAUUCAGCAUACCGUCCUCACUGUUACCGCCAAAGAUCACGAUGAAUCAUCGCGUAUUCGAUACGAGAUCACAAGCGGUAACAUAGGAGGAGCUUUUGCUGUUAAGAACAUGACGGGUGCCAUUUACGUGGCUGGUGCUCUCGACUAUGAAACACGGAAACGGUAUGAACUACGUUUAGCGGCUUCGGACAAUUUGAAAGAAAACUACACGACAGUUGUGAUCCAUGUCAAGGAUGUCAAUGAUAAUCCACCCGUUUUCGAGCGUCCCACUUACAGGACCCAAAUCACCGAAGAGGAUGACCGCAAUUUACCAAAACGCGUCCUACAGGUGACAGCCACAGAUGGUGACAAGGAUCGUCCGCAGAAUAUAGUCUACUUCCUAACAGGACAGGGUAUUGAUCCAGACAAUCCGGCCAAUAGCAAAUUUGACAUCAAUCGCACCACGGGCGAGAUUUUUGUCCUGAAGCCCUUGGAUAGAGAUCAGCCCAAUGGACGACCUCAGUGGCGAUUCACAGUUUUUGCUCAAGAUGAGGGGGGUGAGGGCCUCGUUGGCUACGCUGAUGUUCAGGUGAACCUGAAAGACAUCAAUGACAACGCUCCAAUCUUCCCACAAGGUGUCUAUUUCGGUAAUGUCACUGAAAAUGGAACAGCAGGUAUGGUGGUAAUGACAAUGACAGCGGUGGAUUAUGAUGAUCCGAAUGAGGGCACAAAUGCCAAGUUAGUGUACUCGAUAGAGAAGAAUGUGAUUGAGGAGGAGACGGGUUCGCCAAUCUUUGAAAUUGAACCCGAUACAGGUGUUAUUAAGACAGCUGUCUGCUGUUUGGAUCGCGAGAGAACACCGGAUUAUUCAAUACAGGUGGUCGCGAUGGAUGGAGGGGGGUUAAAGGGUACGGGGACGGCAUCUAUACGGGUCAAAGAUAUAAAUGACAUGCCGCCUCAAUUUACCAAAGAUGAGUGGUUUACGGAAGUGGACGAGACGGAUGGUUCGAACUUACCGGAGAUGCCCAUCCUAACGGUUACCGUACAUGAUGAGGAUGAAACCAAUAAGUUCCAGUACAAAGUCAUUGAUAACAGUGGCUAUGGAGCAGAUAAGUUCACAAUGGUGAGGAAUAAUGAUGGUACAGGAAGUCUCAAAAUCGUCCAACCUCUCGACUAUGAAGAUCAGUUGCAGAGCAAUGGGUUCCGCUUUAGGAUCCAAGUCAAUGAUAAAGGCGAAGACAAUGACAAUGAUAAAUAUCACGUAGCCUAUUCCUGGGUUGUGGUCAAACUACGUGAUAUCAAUGACAACAAACCCCAGUUUGAGCGUCCGAAUAUUGAGGCUGUUGUGUAUGAAAACGCGGAAGUAGGGACAACCCUUGAAACCUUUAAGGCUGUCGACCCUGAUCAAGGUGGUAAAGGAAAGAUCUCCUUCGCCAUUGAUCGUACAUCUGAUCGACAGAGGCAAUUCAGUAUCGAUCAGGCUGGUCAGGUGACGAUUCAGAGGAAACUUGACCGGGAAAAUAUCCCUCGGCAUCAAGUUAAGAUCCUGGCUAUCGAUGAUGGAGUUCCACCAAAGACCGCUACUGCAACCCUCACCGUCAUCGUUCAAGACAUCAACGAUAAUGCUCCGAAGUUCUUAAAGGACUACCGUCCGGUCUUACCGGAACAUGUUCCUCCUAGAAAAGUUGUAGAAAUCCUCGCAACUGACGAUGAUGAUCGAUCAAAGAGCAAUGGCCCACCGUUCCAGUUCCGACUUGAUCCAGGAGCAGAUGACAUCAUCAGGGCUUCGUUCAAAGUUGAACAGGAUCAAAAGGGUGCUAAUGGAGAUGGAAUGGCAAUUGUCUCAUCCCUAAGAUCUUUCGAUCGAGAACAGCAGAAAGAGUACCUUAUCCCCAUUGUCAUCAAGGAUCAUGGCAACCCUGCUAUGACGGGUACUAGUACUCUAACCGUAAUCAUAGGGGAUGUCAAUGACAACAAGAUGCAACCAGGUUCCAAGGAUAUCUUCGUUUACAACUACCAGGGUCAGGCUCCGGACACCCAAAUAGGAAGGGUCUAUGUCUACGACUUGGAUGACUGGGAUCUUCCAGAUAAGAAAUUCUACUGGGAAGUUGCUGAACAUCCGCGUUUCAAGCUGGAUGAGGACUCUGGCAUGAUUACAAUGCGUCAAGGAACUCGGGACGGCAAGUACCAUCUUCGAUUCAAGGUCUACGAUAGGAAACAUACGCAAAACGACGUACCGGCCAAUGUUACGGUUACAGUGAAAGAAAUCCCUCAUGAAGCUGUAAUAAAUUCAGGAUCGAUACGGAUAGCUGGGAUUACGGAUGAGGACUUUAUUAGAGUGUGGAACUACAGAACUCAGAGUUUGUCUAGGAGUAAGCUAGACCGUUUCCGGGACAAACUUUCGGAUUUGCUAAAUACGGAUCGGGAGAACGUUGACAUCUUCAGUGUUCAGCUUCGGCGGAAGCAUCCUCCUCUAACUGAUAUUCGUUUCUCAGCUCAUGGCUCGCCGUACUACAAACCUGUCAGGCUUAAUGGGAUUGUUCUGAUGCACCGUGAAGAUAUUGAACGGGACGUUGGAAUCAAUAUUACAAUGGUUGGCAUCGAUGAGUGUCUCUAUGAGAAUCAGAUGUGUGAAGGCUCGUGUACAAAUCACCUGGAUAUUAGUACUCUUCCAUACAUGGUGAAUGCCAAUAAGACUGCCUUAGUGGGUGUUAGGGUAGAUGUACAGGCUGAAUGUACGUGUGGUGAUAGGAAUUUCACCAAGUCGGAAUCGUGUCGAACAAGUCCCUGCUAUAACGGAGGACGUUGCAUGGAAUCGAGGUUUGGUCUCACAUGCACCUGUCCAACGGGAUAUACCGGACCACGAUGUCAGCAAACCACCAGAAGUUUCAGAGGUAACGGAUGGGCUUGGUAUCCUCCGCUUGCAAUGUGUGACAACUCCCAUCUAAGUUUGGAGUUUAUAACAAGAAAGUCCGACGGGUUGCUCAUCUACAACGGACCUAUAGUUCCUCCGGAACGAGAUGAGCUACUGAUAUCUGACUUUGUAGCUCUUGAAAUUGAAAGAGGCUUUCCGAGGCUGUUGAUUGACUUUGGAUCUGGUACGCUUGAGCUGAAAGUCAAGACGAAGAAGAGUUUGGAUGAUGGAGAGUGGCAUAGGAUUGAUCUUUUCUGGGAUACUGAAAAUGUGAGGAUGGUAGUUGACUACUGUAAGUCAGCUGAAGUGGCUGAGAUGGAAGAUGGAUCCCCACCGGAAUUUGAUGACUCUUCUUGUCAGGCUAGAGGAACAAUUCCUCCGUUCAAUGAAUACCUAAAUGUUAAUGCACCGCUUCAGGUUGGCGGUCUCUAUAGAGAACCUUUCGACGCUAGUCUCUACAACUGGCACUAUAUGCCUGUUGGGAAGGGAUUUGAUGGUUGCAUUAGGAAUCUCGUACACAAUAGCAAAUUAUAUGAUUUUGCCCAUCCGGGUCUGUCGAGGAACAGUCUGACCGGAUGUCCUCAGACGGAAGAGGUUUGCAGUCAAAGCGAACAGACGAGUCGAUGUUGGGAACAUGGGAACUGCGUGGGAAGCUUCAGUGAGGCUCGGUGCCAGUGUCGACCAGGAUGGACGGGACCGGCAUGCAAUGUCCCAACAAUCCCUACAACUUUCAAACAGCAGAGCUACGUUAAGUACGCUCUGAGUUUCGAACCAGACCGCUUCAGUACGCAGAUUCAGUUGCGUUUCCGAACACGAGAGCAACACGGGGAGUUGUUUAGGGUUAGUGAUCAGCACAAUAGGGAGUAUGGAAUUUUGGAGAUCAAAGAGGCUAGGCUACACUUCCGGUAUAACUUGAACUCCCUGCGAACGGAGGAGAAGGACCUCUGGCUCAAUUCGGUCACAGUUGAUGAUGGACAGUGGCAUGUUGUUAGGGUUAAUAGAUAUGGAUCUGCAGCAAUGCUUGAGCUUGACGGAGGAGAGGGUAGACGGUACAAUGAAACGUUUGAAUUUGAUGGACAUCAAUGGUUACUGGUGGACAAGCAGGAGGGUGUUUAUGCUGGUGGAAAGGCUGAGUACACCGGAGUCCGAACAUUCGAAGUGUAUGCCGACUAUCAGAAGAGUUGCCUCGAUGACAUCAGGCUCGAGGGUAAACAUCUUCCGCUACCACCAGCCAUGAAUGGUACUCAAUGGGGACAGGCAACUAUGGCAAGAAAUCUCGAACGAAAUUGUCCAUCGAAUAAGCCAUGUGCCAACGUUAUCUGCCCGGAUCCAUUUGAAUGUGUCGAUUUGUGGAAUGAAUACGAGUGCACUUGCGGCGAGGGGCGCAUAAUGUCACCAGAUGGAAAGGGUUGCAUUGAUCGCAAUGAGUGCAUCGACUUGCCCUGCCUCAAUGGUGCCACAUGCAUAAAUUUGGAGCCGAGGCUGCGGUAUCGCUGCAUAUGCCCCGAUGGCUUCUGGGGUGAAAAUUGCGAACUGAUCCAGGAGGGUCAGACACUGAAGCUGAGCAUGGGCGCUUUGGCAGCCAUCCUUGUGUGUCUACUAAUAAUUUUGAUUCUGGUCCUCGUGUUUGUGGUGUACAAUCGACGUCGGGAGGCUCACAUCAAGUAUCCAGGGCCCGAUGACGAUGUCCGGGAGAACAUCAUCAAUUACGAUGAUGAGGGUGGCGGUGAAGAUGAUAUGACAGCCUUCGACAUAACCCCCCUGCAGAUCCCAAUAGGUGGGACAAUGCCGGAGCUGACGCAGUGCAAGAUGCCAAUUAUGUAUCCGGUGAUGACAAUUGGGCCUGGACAGGAGCCAAAUGUGGGAUUGUUCAUUGAAGAGCACAAAAAACGGGCAGACAGUGAUCCCAAUGCACCACCCUUCGAUGACCUUAGGAAUUACGCCUAUGAGGGUGGCGGAAGUACAGCAGGAUCUCUCAGUUCACUGGCGUCUGGAACGGACGAUGAGUGUCACGAAUAUGACUAUUUGGGUGCUUGGGGGCCUAGAUUCGACAAAUUGGCCAACAUGUACGGCCCUGAGCAGGAAACGGAGCUCGAUGAAAUGUAAUUAGUUGUCCUCGAUUGUGGCCAAAUUGCAACAAAAUCUCCACGAUUAGCUCCCUCACACCAAAAAAAACAGAAAACCAACAACAACGUCAACACACAUGAAAAGCCAUUAAUUAGAGUUUCUGAGAGAUGUCGACUGAUUGAAUGAUGUUGUGUGAAUGAAAAAGCUCAUGUUAAGUUUCUUUCUUCAAAACUUUUUUUUUCGUACUCAACAUCCGACUGAGGAAAAUUAUUCAGCAUUUGUCACAAAGGCCGUAUAGUAAAUUUAAGUUGAGAAUUAAUUGUGCUCUCUUUUAAAGACUUUAUAGAAUAGAUUAACUGAAAAAAAAGGAAGAUAAAUGGGAAAAAUUAAAUAUCAAAGACACUGAAAUAUUUAUCAACGAUUUCACGUGCGCGAAAAUCUUAUUCAGUUGUUCUUUAAUUUUUUAAGAGAAUCUCUUCCGAAAUUUGAGAUAUUUCCCGGGAUCUCGAACAGAAUUUCUUGCCAUUUUUUUUGUAAAUCGAACACACUAGAGACACAAUAUAUACAACAUUAGUUUCUUUUUGUGUAUUUUUUACUCCACAGAUGUUUCCCAAGAGGAAAUUCCUUUGGGAAGACACAAGACAAUUACAAGUAUGUAUUUAUAAAAAGGACUUUAUUGAGUAACAUACCAGUACCUAUAUAGCCGUCAGAUCUUAAACACAUCACAGUGGUUCAUAUGCAAGAAGAAAAAAGGAAAAUUGCAAGAAAAUGGCCAGUAAGAUUGAGAAGUUAAAUACAAGAAAAAAAAGGCAGAAAGCAUUAGUAAUCACGUGAAAACGAAUAUAUAUUAUUUAGUAUUUUUCGAAUACGAUAAAAUGGUAAAUAAUUGUAAUAUCCAAAGACUGGUUUUUCAUUUAAACAAUUUUAGUAUAUAAAAGUAUAAAUAUUUAAUAAAGAAAUGACAUUAAAAUUCAUUAUAAAUUUAAACUAGUUAAAAUGAUACACAUGAAACACUCUCUCAAGUAAUUUUAAGGACAAGAACAUCCAUUUAACACGUUCUCUCAUUUUCUAGUUUGUAGUUCUCAAAAAACAAAACAUUAUAAGCGACUUUCAUGGUAGAUGCAUUUGUAGGAAAAUUUUACAAAAACAAACAAAAUAUAUUACCAUUCACACACAUGCAUUUAGAAUUAAAGAAAAACAAAACUAUUAUGACAAAAAAAAACGCGUUUUAAGUAAAUUUGUAGAACAUCUUUCAACGUUAAUUAUCCUUAAGAAGAGAUUCCUCUCUUGGCACUUUGGGGCGUGAAAGCUUCAAGUGAUACCGGGGUUAGGAAGACAAAUCGGAUGAAUUACCAAUCCAUCAAGAGUCACUAUCUUAGUUUAAAACACAACAUUCGAGCUUAAGACACCUUCAAUAUUUCAUAAAAAAAGCUCCACAAAUGGCAUUUACUAAAAUAAAAAGCCAUGGAGAAAGCUCUAUCUGCAUACUCCCCUAAAAAAAUUAUUUGAGGAUGGCAUAAAAAAAUUUCUUCUUUGAAAAACAAGGGGCAUUUAACUGACGAGAACGAUACAGAAUAUUUGCGAAUGUUUUUCCAAUAUUAGUUAUAUUCCGAAAAUUAUAAAUAUUUUACGAAUAUCGUGAAUAUUUGGGAAAUACGUCAAAUAUUUUGAGAAUAUUUCACGAAUUUGAGCGAAUAUUUGUGAUAUUGACAAUUAUUUUGAAAUAAUAUUUUGAUGAAUAUUUAUUAAAUUAAAAAAAUAAAAA